This is a messenger RNA of Pongo pygmaeus (Bornean orangutan), 825 nucleotides long. RefSeq names its product ubiquitin conjugating enzyme E2 C (gene UBE2C). NCBI's taxonomy places the organism in Eukaryota, Metazoa, Chordata, Mammalia, Primates, Hominidae. The transcript has 6 exons. The record is from RefSeq and is a predicted model, not a curated record. The coding region runs from base 91 to 630 and encodes 179 amino acids.
GUUACAAUUCAAACGCGGGCGGGCGGGCCUGCAGCCCUGCAGUUGCAGUCGUGUUCUCCGAGUUCCUGUCUCUCGGCCAACGCCGCCCGGAUGGCUUCCCAAAACCGCGACCCAGCCGCCACUAGCGUCGCCGCCGCCCGUAAAGGAGCUGAGCCCAGCGGGGGCGCCGCCCGGGGUCCCGUGGGCAAAAGGCUACAGCAGGAGCUGAUGACCCUCAUGAUGUCUGGCGAUAAAGGGAUUUCUGCCUUCCCUGAAUCAGACAACCUUUUCAAAUGGGUAGGGACCAUCCAUGGAGCAGCUGGAACAGUAUAUGAAGACCUGAGGUAUAAGCUCUCGCUAGAGUUCCCCAGUGGCUACCCUUACAAUGCGCCCACGGUGAAGUUCCUCACGCCCUGCUAUCACCCCAACGUGGACACCCAGGGUAACAUAUGCCUGGACAUCCUGAAGGAAAAGUGGUCUGCCCUGUAUGACGUCAGGACCAUUCUGCUGUCCAUCCAGAGCCUUCUAGGAGAACCCAACAUUGAUAGUCCCUUGAACACGCAUGCUGCCGAGCUCUGGAAAAACCCCACAGCUUUUAAGAAGUACCUGCAAGAAACCUACUCAAAGCAGGUCACCAGCCAGGAGCCCUGACCCAGGCUGCCCAGCCCGUCCUUGUGUCGUCUUUUUAAUUUUUCCUUAGCUGGUCUGUCCUUUUUGUGAUUUCUGUAUAGGACUCUGUAUCUUGAGCUGUGGUAUUUUUGUUUUGUUUUUGUCUUUUAAAUUAAGCCUCGGUUGAGCCCUUGUGAUGUAUAUUAAAUAAAUGCAUUUUUGUCCUUUUUUAGACAA